Molecule: messenger RNA, 549 nt
Organism: Schistosoma intercalatum
Lineage: Eukaryota; Metazoa; Platyhelminthes; Trematoda; Strigeidida; Schistosomatidae
Source: the annotation of a GenBank genome assembly
UUUAAAGUCAACUAAAUAAAAACCUGUAUUUUGUGAAUGAGUUGCAAUAUUUUUAAACUAUCUAUAUUUUCAAUAGAUCAACCAAAUAUUCCAACACAUUCUACAACAAGUAAUUCCGAUGAAAUGUGGAAUUUGGAAUCAACCUUAGGUGCUACAUUACCGUCCACUUCUAAUACAAACACCGAGUCAGUUAUUUCUAACCAUCAUCAUCAUACCAACAGUGGUAGCAAUCUCAAUAAUAACAAUGGGCAUUUUGAUUUUGAUUUGAAUGGGACUUCAAAUAAUAUGAAUGAUCACUUUCCGCAGCAGUUUCAACAGCAGUCCACUUUUCAAAAUGCACAAACAUCUUUAACUAUAGAACAACAACAACAUCAAGAACAACAGACUGUACGUAAACGAACUCCUGCUGACUUUUUAGGUGAACAUCAGAAAUUAGUUGACUUGGAAAAGCUGAUUGAAAAAAAUCCAGGUAAUUCCUUGCAAAAUUGUUUUAUUGUUUACAAUCUAUUCACAUGUUUGAUUUCUCAAAUUUUACUGGUUCAGUGGUAG